Molecule: messenger RNA, 1616 nt
Organism: Carcharodon carcharias (great white shark)
Lineage: Eukaryota; Metazoa; Chordata; Chondrichthyes; Lamniformes; Lamnidae
Gene: mrps16
Product: mitochondrial ribosomal protein S16
Exons: 4
Coding region: 277-690 (137 amino acids)
Biological process (GO): mitochondrial translation
Cellular component (GO): ribosome; mitochondrial small ribosomal subunit
Molecular function (GO): structural constituent of ribosome
Source: RefSeq, a predicted model, not a curated record
GUGGGAGCAGUACCCUCCCCAGCCCGCGGGCAGAUCAGUCAGUGACAGUGAGGAGCUGGAUCUGAUCCGGGUUUGCUGGGCGGGAGGGAGAUGGUCCAGCAGCUGCUUUGGGCUGUGUCUCUGUACAAAUAACCCCCAGACCUCUCCUUCCUCCCCAGUGCUUUAUUCCCAGGGGGGUUGUUGUCAUUACCAAUGACCAGAAAUGUGUACCAAAUAAAUUACUCGUCAUCUACCCAGUGGAGCUGAGCCCCUGUGUAAAGUUGGAAGGGAAAAGUCAUGGUGCAUCUCUCAUCGAUCCUGCUGAAACAUUAUCAACGGGGCUUUGUGUGUAUCCGAAUGGCUCUGGGUGGCUGCACUAACCGACCCUUCUACAAGAUUGUGGCUGCACAUAAUAAACGGGCCCGGGAUGGGAAAUACCUGGAGCAGCUGGGAUCUUAUGAUCCCCUGCCCAACACCUUCAACGAGAAGUUGGUCAGUUUGAACUUUGAGAGGAUCAAGUAUUGGCUAGCCUGUGGGGCACACAUGACGAAGCCAGUGGAGAAGCUGCUAGGUCUGUCCGGAUUUUUCCCUCUGCACCCCAUGACAGUGACCGGGGCAGAGAGAUUUCACAAGAAGCAGGCACUAGUGGCCCAAGCUGAGCCGGAGGAAGAGCCUGUGGAAGCUGCAGGAGAUGAACAGCUGAGCGCCUGAUUCCAUAGUUCAUAGUGCAACCCCCAGAGAUGGACAUUAACAGCCACCAAUGCUUCAUUGAGUGUCAUCUGUAAUAAGCAUAGGAGGUGCGCUCUGCCUGUUUUGGGCCGGUAUCUACAAGACAGCAAACGUAUUGUAAUGGGACUCAAUUACUGUUUUACUAACAGAAUGUUGUAAAGAGCACACUUAAAACCAGUGUCCUUUAAUAUUGUGUAGCUCCCAGUCUCAACCUCGUGUUAGACAGCUCAGGUACAGCCCAAGUUAGGAAGGGUAGGAUUUACAGCUGUGUCUUCCUCUUAGAUCAAGUGAGCAUGGUGAUUGUCCCUCAAACCCACCGUUAUAGGUUACUGGAUGCCAGUGAGACCAGUCAUUCAUUGUGAUUCCCAACUUAACAUUCAGUUCCUGCUGUUCUUAAACCCCUGAAGUAUUGCAAUUGUUUCUGUUCACCCUCCAAUCCUUCCCCUGUACCUGAACCUCCAUCCCAGCGUCCUCUUCCUCAGCUGCAGAUCAUCCCGGGUCUAAACCGUAUCAAGGCAAUAUACAGACUUACAUGGUAUAUACAGCACACAAACAGGCCAUUCAGCCCAAUAUGCCUAUGCCCAUUAUGUUUAUGCUCCACACCAGCCUCCCACCACCUCUUUUCAUUCAAACCCAAUCAGAAUAUUCUUCUAGUCCUUGCUUCCUCCCUCAUUUAUCCAGCUUCCCCUUAAAUGCAUCCCAGCGUUGUCCCUAAGCGUGAAAUUCCAGCCUCUUUGAUCCAGCCACUCUCCAAGAAUGGGCAGUGCCUAGUAUAGCCCAAUGGUGGGUGUGGUGUGUGGCAGAUUGCCUUGUGUGGUGAGAUGGGGCUGUCACCAAUCUCUCCUAUGGUCAAAAAAAAACAAAAAAACUGCGGAUGCUGGAAAUCCAAAACAAAAACAGAAUUACCU